GCUGACAGACCAUGUGCUGAUAGACCAUGCUGCCUUUUGACAUGGUUUACUUCCCAAAUGGUACCGUAUUCCCUAUAGUUCACUACUUUUGACUAGAGCCUGGCAUAGGGUCUGCCGCGGUGCAGCACUGCUGGAUGGAGAGCAAUUUAGGUUUAAGUGCCUUGCUCAAGGGCUCAAUGGCAUUGGUUUGUACCUGGGAUCAGAUACCACAACCUGGCCUCAAGGCAAUUCGUAGGAUUUGGGAUGUACAUUCGUAUCCCUUCAUUUAGUAUAAUAUGUUACCUUACGUUAUGAAUGGAAUAGUGGUGGUAAAAUAUUAUACAAAUACUUCUUACCCAAUCCAUUAUACAAUAUCAUACUUUCGUUUCUGUCUUAAGUAAAGAUGCAGUCCGGGAUUUUAAGCACUUACAAAUUCUUGUAUGAAUUGGAAUUAGUAACAUAUCAUAAGAAUUGCAAAAAGAAAUGUGCAGGAGGUAACAUACGAAAUGGAUAACGUGGUACACAAUUGUGCACAAUUUUCAAUGAACCGUUUUGACUCGUGAGCACUACUUUCAAAACUACUGGCUGAAAUUAUACAAAAUCACUGGAGCAUCAUUUUAAGUAACCAGACCAUUAAUCCAUUCGUAAUUUAACAUAACAUAUCAUACUAAAUGGAGGGAUACACAUUUACGCAACAUAUCCUAUGUCUGUUUAAUGUGGUCAGGCUGGACAUCAGCACCCCUGCUGCUAUCAGUUCAAUUCCCUUUUUUUUUUUUUUUUAAUCGCCUGGCCCUUGGCUAGAACCAGCAACCGUUGCCACCCUCCUUAUGACAUACAGACAUAUUCCCAUCCUGUGUCUUUGGUAGAUUUGAGGGAGGGCACUUGAGUGAUCACUGCUCAUUACAAGACACUAAUCAGUAACCUAAGGUAUAAACAACUGUAGAGUUACCAAAUUAUGGUAGCUUUCCCAAAACCCUGGUUGGAGGAAUUUUGCAACUCUUGACUGAGAGAGGGUUAUCUGUUAGAUCCUAUCCUUCUCUGGGACAGCUGAACAUGCCCCACUGCACCCCCACUCACCCCCCUAAAUCACAACAAUAAAUACUGAAUAUUUAGCCUACUCAGCCAGUGCAUGAGUGCACAAAUUAAAAUAUCAACAUUGCUUUUACAUAGGCCGCUUGACUCUUAUAAUCGUGUGCUUACACAUUGUUCCAUAGUCUACUCACAACUGUGAUAGGCUUGAUGGUAUAACACAUAUAAUAUGUUUUCUUUAUAUGAUUUAGAUGUGCAAACAUUCGAAUCCCCUCACUUCUCAAUUAAACACGGUAAAACUAUGUUUAAUAUCAGGCUAUAGGCUACACAUAAGGCUUAGUUCUGAUUUGAUCUGCAGCUACACAGUUGUAACUAGCCUAGUUCAAGUCUACAAUGCUGUCUGUCCAAUUGACUAAACCUUUUUGGAAUAAUAUAUUCACAUGAAUCUUCAUAUCAUAAGAAAAUUAGCCAGGCUACCGAUUUCAUUCGAUUUUGACGUAUAUUGGUCUUUCUGUAGCCUACAAGAAUCCCAAUUUGUGCACCAGCUCUGGUGUGCUGUCUUUGAAUGGGAGAAGACUGUAAUUGAUGGGUGAAUUGGAAAGCGUGGCGGGGUGAGUUGUUUGUUUAUCUAUCUAAAUACGGAUUUAGGCUAUAGCUAACCACUACUGUGUAUAAGAAAUAUUGAAAAUGCGUCAGUGAUUUAAACACAGACUUUCCAUCUUCCGUUUUGGGUAGGUUUAUUUUACGCUCAACUUUACGCUCGUAAGUGCGUUUUCGGUCGGUGGAUGUGUCAGUCAGCGUCUCUGACGCGAGAAGUGGCGCAUCGCAGCCAUCAGGACUAUCGGGUUAUGAACAAUUCGGUGUUUUUCAUGCAAGAUACCCUCUGUUGUCCCGCGGAUUAAUGCGAUCGUCGUCGGUUGCAUGCUGGAAAGCGAUGGGGAAUUGAUAGAUAAAACAGUUGCCUAUUAUUAUGAUAAACGGAGACGCUCCUCCCAACGCCGUAUAUUUGUUGUAUAUGCAGAAAUGAGGCAGGGGGCGGAAUGUCGCCGCAGAAACAUUGGGUUUUGGCCAAACAUCACACUGUUUCAGUCCAUUAUUGACGUUAAAUCGUGGGUUUGCGUUGCUUUUGGUGCAAAAUUACCGAAUUGAGCGAAUUUUGCCAGAGAAAUGCAGCUUGCUUGAAGACACCCCAGAUAUCGGUUGGCUGCUGCCAUGACAGGCAGAGGUCUCCUCUCGACCACGGCUUCGCCGGUUGGAGAAUAAACAGGUUGAUUGGGACGUGGUCUCAGCUGCUGAACUGCCGAUGUCGGAUGUUAUUAUUAGUGGAGCCUGAUCCUGUAAAUAUAAACGCAAACAUACAGUAAUUCGGGAAAAACUCAGGGAAAAUGUCUUCGCGUUCUGCAUUACAGUCUGGAAACGACAGGGGCACGGACCAUCAUGUGUCACUAGCCGCCAGUCGCUCAGACAAGGGCACCAGCCUGUCCAGCCGCUCACUGGGCGCCCGCUGUAGGAACUCCAUCGCCUCCUGCUCUGACGAGACUCCGCACAUCGGCAACUACCGCCUGCUUAAGACCAUCGGCAAGGGCAACUUUGCCAAGGUCAAGCUGGCCCGCCAUAUCCUGACGGGCAAGGAGGUUGCAAUAAAAAUAAUUGACAAAACUCAGUUGAAUCCAACCAGCCUACAAAAGCUCUUUCGAGAGGUUCGGAUAAUGAAAGGUUUAAAUCAUCCGAACAUAGUGCAGCUGUUCGAGGUGAUUGAGACGGAUAAGACCCUUUAUCUAAUCAUGGAGUAUGCCAGUGGAGGUGAAGUGUUUGACUACCUCGUAUCUCAUGGGAGAAUGAAGGAGAUUGAAGCUAGAGCCAAAUUUCGGCAGAUCGUGUCUGCUGUCCACUACUGCCACAUGAAGAACAUUGUCCACCGAGACUUGAAGGCCGAGAAUCUCCUGCUGGACGCCAACGCCAACAUCAAGAUCGCCGACUUCGGCUUCAGCAACGAGUUCACGCUGGGCAACAAGCUGGACACGUUCUGUGGCUCUCCACCCUACGCCGCCCCGGAACUGUUCCAGGGGAAGAAGUACGACGGGCCCGAGGUGGAUGUCUGGAGCCUGGGGGUCAUACUGUACACGCUGGUGUCAGGGUCACUGCCCUUCGACGGGCAGAACCUCAAGGAGCUUCGUGAGCGCGUCCUGAGGGGGAAGUAUCGCGUGCCCUUCUACAUGUCCACCGACUGCGAGGGGAUCCUACGCCGGUUCCUGGUGCUCAACCCUACCAAGCGCUGCACCCUAAAUCAAGUCAUGAAGGACAAGUGGAUAAAUGCAGGAUAUGAUGAGGAUUCCCUGAAGCCCCAUAUAGAGCCUGUCGAGGACUACAGUGACACUAGUCGCAUAGAGGUGAUGGUGGGGAUGGGCUUCACUCCAGAGGAGAUCAAGGACGCUCUGCUCAACCAGAAGUACAAUGAGGUCACCGCCACUUAUCUACUGCUGGGCCUCAAGAACGAGGAUGGCAGCGAGUCUCGUUCGGCCAGUACCCUGUCCCUGGCACGGAUACGGCCCAGCCCCAUCACCAACGGGACCAACAAACACUCCUCGGCCACUGCGGGCUCCUCUUCCUCCUCUUCCUCGCACAGCAAGACCCAGCGCAGCACCUCCACCUAUCACAGGCAGCGGCGGCACAGUGACUUCUGCGGGCCCUCCAUGCCCGUCAUGCACCCCAAGCGGAGCCCCACCAGCACGGGUGACCGGGAGCUGCGGGAGGGGCGCAUGCCACCGCGUAAGGCCAGCUGCAGUGUGAUGGGCAGUCGCUCGCUGCCCCCCUCCAGCCCCAUGGUCAGCAGUGCUAAUAAUCCCAACAAGUCAGAGAUCCCCGACCGCCGCAAGGAGAUGACGGCCACCACAGUGAGAAACAGUGAGAACAAUAUCCCGGGAAGUGCUAUGACCCGCCGGAACACAUACGUCUGCACGGACCGCUCCAGCACCGACAGACACUCCCUGCUGCAGAAUGGCAAGGAGAACAGCUCCCUGUCCCACCGCCUACCCCCCACCUCCCCCUCCACCCUGAGCAUAUCCGGGGCCGGGGCCGCCUCCUCCUCUGGCGAGCGCUGCCGUCUGACACGGGGCUCCACGAUCCGGAGCACUUUUCACGGGGGCCAGUUGAGGGACCGGGGCCCGCCCGUCUACUCGGCCCCGCCCACAUCCCCCACGCUGUCCAACCACGACGCCAGUCCACUGCCGCACGCCCGCAGCCGCGCCACUUCCAACCUCUUUACCAAACUCACCUCCAAACUCACACGCAGGGUCACAAAUGAACCUGAGGGAAUCUGCCGAUCUGCGGUCACAAGGUCAGUAUAUGUCGCAAGUCGCCAUUUACCUGGGCAUCAAAAAGCGGCCGAGCCCUGGGCCAUCGGAUGUGGCUGGAAUCUGAGGGUACCCCGGGGGCGGCGGGACACAGCGGAGGUGGUGCUGGCUCUGUGGGAGGCGGCACGAGGCUGCGGCUGCCAGGUCCACCACGCCGGCCCCUUCAUGCUCUCCUGCACCCACGGGGCGUCCGGCGGUUGCGUGGCCUUCAAGGCAGAGGUGUGCCACCUCUCCACAGGGGGUGGGGCAUCCAACAAUAAGACUUCCAACGGGGUACGCUAUACACGGCUUUGGGGAGCACCGCUCGUUUUCCGGGACAUCGCCAUGCAAAUCUCAAAGGACCUCGAACUCUGAAUAUAAUGGGGGUUGAGAAGGAUGGAAAGAGAAAUACAGAGAAAGAGGGACGUGGGGCUGGACUCAAGAUAAAAUACAUUUGCCCCUGUCUCUUACGUGGCUAUAGCUCUACCCCCCCCUCCGCACCAGCCUCAACCUAACCACCCGCCCCCAUCGCCACACCACCCAGACCCAAAUGUACCCCCCCGUCCCUCUCGCCACUACUACUGAACAGCUUCACCCACUGGAACCUGAUCAGACAGGAAUCCAGCUUAAAAUGUUUUACUGUUAACUCUAGCCAUAAUGACUAUUACUUUUAUGAUUGGUAUCAUUGUCUUUUUUUAACAAUCACAAACUCCGUACCGACAACAUCAAAAACAUACUCGAAAAUAUUUCUCGUGUUUCGCCGUCUUUGUUGCGUGUCACAGUACAGAUAUAGGAUCUUGAUUUGAUCACCCUGUUGCGGAUAACUUUCCUGCAAUACAGGAAAUGUAAAACUUGUAGUGUAUUCGAGGUUUAAAAAGGCUUUUGAAGUUUGUAAUUUCCACUUCAAAAUUUCAGACUUUAUUUUCCCUUACGAAAAAUGUAUCAACCCAUAAAACAUUUCCAUUAAUUAUAAUCCACAUAAUAAUUCACAUUUCCUGUUGCUGCAGGAUUAUUUUCCUGCUGUAGCAAACUGUCUCAAAUUAAGAUCCUACAUCUAUGUAUGUUUUUGCUCUUUCUUCUCCCAUUUGAACAUUGAUACUGAUGAAGUGAUUAUCCAAGGACUUCUGUGGACAAUAUGCACAAAUAUGGAGACAGUUAACUCAAUGAUUUGACAAGUGGCAUCAAAGGUUACUCUGUUUUUCUAUUUGUGCACAGUAUAGGCGGGAUUGGAUUAUUGGGCAAUGACAGAGAAGUUGACAAGAUACUUUGAACCAGCCAAUGGGAACCUUCACAUCCAUUUCCACUAACAUCAUCAACUGAAAAGGUAGUAGGUGGGGAUGUUAUCUCGGACACACCAUGAAUCUAUCUCAGUUAGUCUUACUGCAUACGACAUAAAUAAACUGGACUGAUAUAGGUUUCACUUUUUUAGUAUUGUACAAACCACACACCAUAAUAAGCUAUUAUGUUAAUGUGUAAUGUCAGGCAGUAUACACUUUGGUACAAAUCAUGCUCCAUUUUAGAUAUCAGUGCCAAUAUGACAACUGAAUCUCUAUACAGUGCAUUCGGAAAGUAUUCAAACCCCUUGACUUUUUUCACAAUUUGUUACGUUUGUUACGCCUCAUUCUAAAAUGUAUAAAACAUUUAUUUUUUCUCAUCCGUCUACACACAAUACCCCAUAAUGACUAAGC
Salmo salar (Atlantic salmon) is the source of this 6028-nucleotide messenger RNA. Lineage: Eukaryota; Metazoa; Chordata; Actinopteri; Salmoniformes; Salmonidae. The record is from RefSeq and is a predicted model, not a curated record.